UAUGAGUUCUCUAUUUGUCAAAUGUAUGACAUGUAAUUAAAAACCUGCCACCAUUAAGUGUUCAGAAUGUCAACCUGGAUAUAUAUAUCGUAUAUGUUAUUCUUGUGAUACACAAGUUCAUAACAAAAGAGGUCCUAUUGAUUGUCAACAUAAAACAGAAAUCAUACCAUAUCAAGGUAUUCCUUAAUAUAAAAUCAAAUAGAAAUGUAUCUAAAAUGUUAAUCAGCUGCAGGUAUUCGAGACAAAUAAACAUAAGUAAAAUCUAUAAAAAUUUUAAUUGUUAGAGCAAACCUGAAUUAAAAUAAAAGCCUAAAUAAUCAUAAUUACAAUAUCAAUAGCCAUAAGUAUCUAAUUCAAUUUAAUAAUUUACAACUACUCAAAAAGCAGGGAGAACUGAUUAGGAUACUAAGAAUUUAUAAUAAAAUAAACCUUUUUCUAUUUAAAACAAAGAAGUGUCUAAAAUUGAAUAAUAAUAAUAGAAUAAAUCUGAAUUACAAUAAUAACAAACAAAAAUUAAAAGUAAUUAUGUUGGAAAAUAAGAAAAUUAAGAAAUAAAUUCUGUAAUUUAUUAUUUAAGUUUAUAGGAUUAGACUAAUGAAUUGAAUGAAUAAAUUAAAAAAGAAAAGGAUUCCAAUCAAAAAUUGAAAAGUGAAUUGUAAUAAACAAAAGAUUAACUUUAAAAUAUAAAUAAAGAAGUGGAAAAAAGAAUGUAUUAAUUGAAUUAUAUAUAUAAUUAGAUAAUAAAAUCAAAAAGAAUUAGAAAAAAAGAUUAGUGAAUUAAAGAAAGAAUAUGCUGAAGAUAAAAGAAAAACAGAAUAAUUAUCUGAAGAUGUAUAUACUAAAAAUAUUUGCACAAGGUUAAAAAUUUAAAAGAACAAUUAAAAUCAACUGAUUAAUAGGCAACUAAGAAAUUAGAUUAACAAAAGAAAUAGUACGAACAAUAGUUGAAGUAAUUAGAAUAGGUAGCAUAAGAAAAAUAAGAUUAAAUUGAAGAAAUAACAUAAGAAUUUUAGAAUUAUAAUUUUGAAGACAUUUAAGCUAAAAUGGAAGAAAUGGACAAUGACAAUAAUUAGAGAGAUUAAUUAAUAGAGGAAUUGUAAAAUUAAUUAUAAGAAUAAAAUUAAGGAGGAGAAAAAAAUGAUGGUUAAGUAGCAGAAAGUGAAGAAUUAAAAAUUUAAUUGGAAUAAAAAGAUUAAGAAAUAGAAAAAUUAGAAGAAUUAAUAGAAAAUUUUAAAUAGUUAUAUUAACAUAUGUUAGAUGAAAAACAAGUUUUAGUUGAUGAAAAUGAAAAGCUUGUUAGUGAGAAUAAUUAAUUUAGAGAAUUAUUUAGUGUAAAUAUGAUAAAUAUUUAGUAAAAUUUACAUCUAUUUGGAAUUGAUCCAAAUGAUUUAGAAGCUGGUGAUGAAGAUGAAACUGGAGCAGAAGCAGAAGCUGAAGCAGAAGAUUAUCGUUAACAUGAAGAUGAUGAGGGUUGAG
Molecule: messenger RNA, 1476 nt
Organism: Paramecium pentaurelia
Lineage: Eukaryota; Ciliophora; Oligohymenophorea; Peniculida; Parameciidae
Source: the annotation of a GenBank genome assembly